AUGUCAGCCGCCGAACAACCCGAACAACCGGUGCCCUCGACGCAGCUCAAUGGCGAUGCAGCUGCCGACCCGCGCCCCGUCAUUUGCGUCUUCUGCGGAGCCAGCAGCGGCACCUCGCCGAAGCACCUCGAGGCGGCGCGCACCCUGGCACACGCCCUGCACGCCAACAACAUGCGGCUCGUCUACGGCGGCGGCACGGUCGGCCUGAUGGGCGAGGUGGCGCGCACGCUGGUCUCGCUGUCGGGGCCGGACGCGGUGCACGGCAUCAUCCCCGCGGCGCUGGUCAAGCUGGAGCAAAACUACGACAAGGCCAUGGAGUCGGCGGGCAACGGCGACGAAUCGCACGACGGGCUCGGCCCGCGCAACGUCAUCGACCAGAAGGUGUACGGGCGGACGACGGUGGUCAAGGACAUGCACACGCGCAAGAGCAUGAUGGCGCAGGAGGUCAUCGCGGGCGGGCCCGGCGGCGGCUUCGUCGCGCUGAGCGGCGGCUACGGCACCAUGGAGGAGCUGAUGGAGGUCAUUACUUGGAACCAGCUCGGCAUCCACAACCGCGGCGUCGUCGUCUUCAACGUCGACGGCUACUACGACGGCUUGAUCAGCUGGGUCCGCAACGCCGUCUCUAGCGGCUUCGUCUCGCCCACCUGCGCCGGCAUCCUGGUCGAGGCCCUGUCUGCCGACGAGGUUAUCCAGUGCUUGCAGGAGUACAGGAACGCCGAGGGUCGGUUCAAAUUGAACUGGAGCGAGAACUGA
This is a messenger RNA of Diplodia corticola, 753 nucleotides long. Its product is annotated as lysine decarboxylase-like protein. The record is from RefSeq and is a predicted model, not a curated record. Lineage: Eukaryota; Fungi; Ascomycota; Dothideomycetes; Botryosphaeriales; Botryosphaeriaceae. Gene Ontology annotation, cellular component: cytosol. Gene Ontology annotation, biological process: cytokinin biosynthetic process. Bases 1 to 753 code for a protein of 250 amino acids. The transcript has a single exon. Gene Ontology annotation, molecular function: hydrolase activity, hydrolyzing N-glycosyl compounds.